AUGUUUCGCCUUGUACUGCCACGUAGAAAUACUACAGUCUCCCACUCAGCCAGUGGUUGUCUAGUGAGACGUCUCACGUCCUCGGCCAGUGCUUUGAGUAAUGCGUUCAACUACAUUAUCGUAGGCGCUGGUUCGGCCGGCUGUGUGCUUGCUAACCGACUGAGUGCCGAUGCAGGCAACAAAGUGCUCGUGAUUGAAGCCGGACCGAGUGACCGCAACCGAUGGGACUCUUUCCUCAUCGACAUGCCGGGAGCCAUUCCAGUCAACCUGGCAGAUGAACGCUACAACUGGAACUUUGUCACGGAACCGCAGGAGUUCCUCAAUAAUCGACGGAUCGGAUUCCCUCGUGGUCGAGUCCUUGGCGGCACCUCGUCCAUCAAUGCCAUGGUUUACAGUCGGGGGCACGCGAAAACUUACGACGAGUGGCAUGCAAAGGGCGUGAAAGGGUGGAGCUACGCUGACUGCCUACCAUAUUUCAAGCGGUCGCAGACACAUCAAUUGGGUGGAGAUGACUACCGAGGCGGUGACGGACCUCUUCAUGUCAUGAGGAAUACGAAGCAAGACCAACCUUUAUUCCAAGUGUUUCUAAAUGCUGCAGUGGAGGCAGGCUACCCUUUCACGGACGAUGUCAAUGGCUACCAACAAGAAGGUGUCGGCUGGCUCGAUUUGACCAUCCACAAUGGCAAACGAUGGAGCUCUUCAGCAGCGUUCCUUCAUCCGGUAAUCCACCGCGAAAACUUGACAGUCUUGUCGAACACAUUGGUGAACAAGGUGAUAUUUAAUGGCAAGAAGGCCGUUGGCGUCGAAGUGGAGAACACGAGAACCAAGACGGUGUCGAAGAUCUCAUCGGCAAACGAAGUGAUCCUUUCAGGGGGUGUCGUCAACUCACCGCAGUUGCUCAUGCUUUCUGGCGUUGGAGAUGCUGACCACCUGAAAGAAGUUGGCGUGCCUCUCGUGCACCACUUGCCAGCGGUUGGAAAGAACAUGGAGGACCAUGUUGGCGUCGGUAUGCACUUUGCUUGCAAGCAGCCGAUUACGAUGUACAAUGCCUCCAAGUGGUAUCCGCAUAAUGUGGUAAAGAUUGGCUACGAGUGGAUGACGUCAAAGACCGGCCCAGGCGCAACGCCCCACUGCGAAGUAGGCGGGUUCCUCCGAACCCCAUCCGGUACGCAGCAGCCAAACCUAGAACUCGUCUUCAGCCCUUGCGCUACUGACGAGCGCUGCCAGCUGCGUGAAGAUAUUGGUCACGCGAUGAGUGGGCACAUUUGCUCCAUUCGAGGUUCCAAAAACGGCACUAUCAAGUUGCGCAGCGCCAACCCUCGUGACCAUCCCGUCAUUGAUCCCAACUACAUGGCCGACGAAGACAGUCGAGUCACGCUCCGAGAGGGAGUUAAGUUGACUCGUGAGAUCUUUGCUCAAAACGCGUUCAGGGAAUACUGCGGCGCCGGUAUCUCUCCUCGAGAUGAUGUCCGCUCGGACGAAGAGAUCGAUGCAUGGCUUCGCAAAUAUGCUGGCUCCACAUACCACGCGUCGUGUACGGCUCGCAUGGGCGUGGACGAAAACUCGGUUGUAGAUCUGCAAGCUCGUGUCCACGGGCUAGAAGGUCUUCGCAUUGUGGACGCAUCGAUCAUGCCGAGCAUCGUGAGCGGCAACACGAAUGGACCUGUGAUCAUGAUCGCCGAGAAAGCUUCGGACAUGAUUCUGGAAAAUCUGGCACUGCCGCGGUCGGACGUUCGCGUGCAUGAACCUACCAACUAG
This is a messenger RNA of Peronospora matthiolae, 1758 nucleotides long. Lineage: Eukaryota; Oomycota; Peronosporomycetes; Peronosporales; Peronosporaceae. The record is from the annotation of a GenBank genome assembly.